Messenger RNA from Beauveria bassiana ARSEF 2860, 1923 nucleotides. RefSeq lists its product as uncharacterized. The transcript is spliced from 2 exons. Bases 1 to 1923 code for a protein of 640 amino acids. The record is from RefSeq and is a predicted model, not a curated record. NCBI's taxonomy places the organism in Eukaryota, Fungi, Ascomycota, Sordariomycetes, Hypocreales, Cordycipitaceae.
AUGGCUUCGCCCUCUGCCCAGACCCCUGAGGCUGGCACCCCCAAGCUUGGCGCCCCCAAGGACAAGAACUGCCCAUUUUGCGGCCAGGCCUUCACCUCUUCUUCCCUCGGCCGACACCUCGAUCUCUAUAUCAAAGAAAAGAACCCGAAAGCACCCGACGGUAUCCACGAUGUCGACGAGAUCAUGAAAUUGCGUGGAGGAAUCACACGACGGCAACCGCGGGGCUCCAUUGGCAGACGAGAAUUCAGCGGUACGCCUACGGGCACGCCCAGGCCUUCCAAGAGGAAGAUACGGACAGCUUCGGAUCCCGAUGCUCCCAGAGCGACACAAAUACCCAAGGAUGGGCAAUAUGCCGUGGAUUCGACCUUGAGCAAAUUUCCCUACGUCGCCAGGUGGGAAGCAACAGGCGUGAUGAAUGACAUUCCGCCCAAGGGCUCUGCCGACAGCGAAGCCAGUACGGAAACCGCCAAACGUCCAUCGGCCGGACGCACAUCCAGCAAGCAAUUAGUGCAAAAGGCUCAAUUUGACAUCAAGCAAAAGCUAGCAGAUGCCAUGGACACUGCUCGAGCUGCCGAAUUGGCCUUGCGAGAAAUUAUAGGCUCGUGGAGAUCUGCAAAACAAGAAAUUGACAACAGCUCUAAUCCAUUCGAGUUUGACCCUUUAUCUCUCGACUUUCCGGCCCUCACCUUGCAGUGUCUGAAACCGCCACCCACACUAUUUUCGUCAACCCAGCAUGCCACCUCAACGUCUUGGUCUGUUCAGUCGCCGGGCCAGCACGAGUUCAACGCCCUUGAAGCCUACUUUGAAGAGACUUUUAAAGCCUGGAAAAUCACAUGCGCUUCCGCAACUACGGCCGUUACGGAAGAACUGGUCACGCUUCCCACUGGAAAGUCCGCCUGGAACGUUCGGGAUGCUGUGCAGAAAGCUGAGCGUGCUGCUGAAACCCUCGAAAAGCAAGUCUCUGAACAUUUGCAUUCUGCCUUUGCAGCUUGGGAAUCAGUGCCGGAGCAACGCCGAAACGAGCUCUGGGUGCUAGAACUGGCACGCGGUGUCGGCAAAAAGCAAAAGGACGUUGAUAAGUGCAAGAAAGAGCAGCACCGCCUCAAGCAGGAGAAUACCAAUCUGAGGAUGCAAAUCGACCAGCUGAAUCGACUGCAGCAACCCCGCGAGUUCAAGCUCCUUUCGCCCACCACGUUCCCUUUGGAUCAAGAUCUCAUUGCAAAAGCAUAUGGGGCAGGAGUUCAAGGAGCCAAAAGCAUUGGCUUCGACGUCGAAGACCGGCAGUUUGAUCUUGCUACCGUUGUUUCGAGAUCUAUCGGUCGUUGGAAGAGCGUCAUUACUUCUACUCGAGCGUCGUCUUCGGGCAUGAGUGCACAAAAACCCCUAGAGACACCCGAAAGUCCUGCUGCAUCGGGCAGCGCUGCUAGCCCGGCCCAGUCCCAACAAACAGCAUCUCAGAAGCCAUCUGUGUCAGAACCAACUCCUCAACCCGGUCCCUCUCAGAAGAAAAGAUUAUCUGUUGCCAGCACAAAUGACCAAGAGAGCGAGCAAACAGCACGAUCAGCUACCGAUACGGCUCCGCCGUCCGUGGCCGAGACGAGUGACCACGACGCCGACGCUGACGAAGACGCGGAUGCCGAGAUGGAAGAUGACGACAGUUUUGCUAUGAUGGCUGCUUCCUCUGCGAAGCAACCUUUUCCCAUUCAGCAGCAAGCCCAACUCGACGUGCCAAGAACAAGGGCCCAGGCCCAACAGCAUUCUGGGGAUAUGCGCUUCUUGAUGCCCAACGCCAGCGCUAGCCCAGUCACACGCAGUGCUAUGAAUCGCUCUAUGCCUCAAAUAGCCAUGACUUUGCCAACGAACGCAUUGCAGGAGAUUGGCAUGGCUAUGCAAGGCGUCCGAGGCGACAUGUACAAAGAAUGA